Molecule: messenger RNA, 1881 nt
Organism: Cornus florida
Lineage: Eukaryota; Viridiplantae; Streptophyta; Magnoliopsida; Cornales; Cornaceae
Product: cystathionine gamma-synthase 1, chloroplastic-like
Exons: 11
Coding region: 83-1699 (538 amino acids)
Biological process (GO): transsulfuration
Cellular component (GO): chloroplast
Molecular function (GO): pyridoxal phosphate binding; cystathionine gamma-synthase activity
Source: RefSeq, a predicted model, not a curated record
CGCGUUUUCAGACUUCGAACUCAAUCCCUGAAGUCAUUUUUUUGUAUUGUCAGUGAUAAGUUUUUGACCGUCUGAUCAAGAAAUGGCCGUGUCCAGCUGUGCUAGGGUUUUCACGUCUUUCCAAUGCCGUUCAGAUCCGGAUUUCUCCGGCGUCCCACGGUCAGAUGCUCCGGGCCCGGGAAGAUUCUCCGGCAGACUCGACUCGGCUCUGAGUCGGGGACCGUUCGGGAUGUCGUCCCUGAUCUUUAGGUUUCCGCCCAACUUCGUGAGGCAGCUGAGCAACAAGGCUCGGAGGAACUGCAGCAACAUCGGCGUCGCACAGGUGGUCGCGGCGUCGUGGUCGAACAGCCAGGCGGCGUCUUCUGGCGUGGCGCCGGCGGCGAAAGCCGUCGACGCCACCGCGGCCGCCGCCGCCGCCCUCGCGCCGGUUGAGAUUGCGACCGGUGAUGAGGAGGUUGUGGUGGUUGAUAAUGGUUGCUGUAAUGGCAACGGUGUACAGUUUGAGGGUUUGUCCUCAUUUUUGAGCUCCGAUGGGAGCGUCGCAGUUCAUGCCGGUGAAAGAUUAGGUCGUGGCAUAGUUACUGAUGCAAUAACUACCCCAGUAGUUAAUACAUCUGCUUACUUCUUCAAAAAAACUUCUGAGCUCAUUGAUUUCAAGGAGAAACGCCAUACAAGUUUUGAAUAUGGUCGCUAUGGAAAUCCAACUACGGUGGUUGCUGAGGAGAAGAUAAGUGCGCUUGAGGGAGCUGAAUCAACCCUGUUAUUGGCAUCUGGAAUGUGUGCUAGUACUGUCAUGUUAAUGGCAUUGGUUCCAGCUGGAGGUCAUAUCGUGACAACCACAGAUUGCUAUAGGAAGACGCGUAUAUUUAUUGAAACCAUUCUUCCCAAAAUGGGUAUCAAGGCCACUGUUAUUGACCCUGCAGAUAUUCAAGGCCUUGAAUCUGCACUUGAGAAUAACAAAGUUAGUCUUUUCUUCACUGAGUCUCCAACCAAUCCAUUCCUGAGAUGUGUGGACAUUGAGUUGGUUUCAAAGCUUUGUCAUGCGAAAGGGGCACUUGUCUGCAUAGAUGGAACAUUUGCAUCACCUCUCAAUCAGAAGGCCCUUGCUCUUGGUGCUGAUCUUGUUCUACACUCUGCAACAAAAUUCAUUGGGGGCCACAAUGAUGUCCUUGCAGGUUGCAUUAGUGGUUCUGAGAAGUUGGUUUCAACAGUGCGUAAUUUGCAUCAUAUUAUCGGUGGUGCUCUCAACCCGAAUGCCGCAUAUCUGAUCAUCCGAGGCAUGAAGACACUGCAUCUUCGUGUACAGCAGCAAAAUUCAACAGCAUUGAGGAUGGCCAAGAUUUUAGAGGCGCAUCCUAAGGUGAAGUGCGUAUAUUACCCAGGCUUGCCAAGUCAUCCAGAACAUGAAAUUGCCAAGCGGCAAAUGACUGGUUUUGGUGGUGUGGUCAGUUUUGAGGUUGAUGGAGAUUUAUUGACCACUGCAAAGUUUGUGGAUGCAUUGAAAAUCCCAUAUAUCGCCCCAUCCUUUGGAGGCUGUGAGAGCAUCGUGGAUCAGCCAGCAAUAAUGUCUUACUGGGAUCUUACUCAAUCAGAGAGGGCCAACUAUGGGAUCAUGGACAACUUGAUUCGGUUCAGCUUUGGCGUUGAAGACUUCGAGGACUUGAAGGCUGAUAUCCUUCAGGCUCUGGCAACUAUUUAAGGCGCGCGACUCACCUUCCCAUUGUUUUCUUCUCUCUUUUUGUUUGUUUGUUUGUUUUUUUGUUCCCUCCAUUUUUCCGUGUUUUCUGGUUCUAAUUGGUGUUAGGCCACCAAACGUUGUCCUUCGCCGUAGUUGAAGAAAUUUGAUCCCAUUUGAUAAGAUUGGUACGUUUGUCCUUGUCA